CAGUGUCCUCGCCAUCCGUGGCCUGCUUUGGGUUUCGUGAAGAAAAUAAUUUGAUAUUAACGAUACAUUACUACUAAUGUUUUUAAUAUGCCAAUUAAUAAACUUUAGACAAAAAUAAAUAAUUGUGAUUGUUGUGUUCAUCCUCCUGUGGCAUCCGUGAGACUUUAGUGCAGUGGGUGUGUGUGUGUUAACCGAUUGUUUAAUUUUGUAAAUGCAGUGACGUAUAAUUAAUGGAAGACUAUCCUGUGUGGGGAGCCGAGUAGCCGCUACAGCCUGAUACAGCCAGUCUUGAAUGGUGGUGAUGUUAUGCAGGAGAACAUAACAGCAAAUGUGUCCGAGGACACAGUCACUCUUGAAUUUCUGCGAUUAGAUGGAGUUUUUGUAUCACAGCUGGUUGAUUUUACAAAUGAGGUUGAAGCAAUGAAGGUUGUGAUCCCGGGCGAGGAGGAGCUGGGCCAGGCGGGGCACCAGGCGCUGUGCUUCCUCACGCACGCCGCGCAGGCCGACUUCAUCGCGCCCGACGCCAUGGCCAAACUCAGACAGAAAAACCCCGGCACUGUCCGUGUGGCUGAGGAAGACAAAGGCUGGCGGCAGACGACGGCGACCGCGUGGGCCGAGCGCGCCGCCAGCGUGCUGUCGCCGCCCGCCGCCCGCCAUUGCCAUCGCGCCGCCGUCUUCCUGCGCGCCGCCGACCUGGCGCGCUGGGCGCCGCGCCCGGGCUCGGAGCAGCAGUCGCUGGCGUCGCUGGUGUCUCCGUUCCCGGAGCGCGCGCUGUCUGCGGAGGGCGAGGCGGGGGGCGCGCGGGGCGUGCCCGCCUGCGCCGGCGCCGCGCAGCCUGCUGACGAGUGCAUCUGCCAUCUGGAGGUGUGCGUUAACUGGUACCCGUGUGGGUUAAAAUACUGCAAAGGCAAGCCCCAGGGCGGGCUGAGCUACCGCUGCGGCAUCAAGACGUGCCGGCGCUGCUACCGGCACCUGUUCUACACCGCGCGCCGCGACGCCUGCCCUCGCACGUGACGCCGCGCGCCGCGCCGCCCGCGCGACCCUGUCCUGUGCCAAAUACUCUACCACCUACCCUUAAGCAUAGCUUUGUUAUACUUUUAUAAACGCCACCGUGAAUGUUGCGACAAUACAAGCUUUACAUACUUUUGUAAAUAUUGUUAAUAAUUUAUAUUAUAUUGUAAGAGCAAAGUAAAAUAUUUUAUAAUGAUGAAA
Molecule: messenger RNA, 1212 nt
Organism: Ostrinia furnacalis (Asian corn borer)
Lineage: Eukaryota; Metazoa; Arthropoda; Insecta; Lepidoptera; Crambidae
Gene: oaf
Product: BRICHOS-like domain-containing protein out at first
Exons: 6
Coding region: 307-1014 (235 amino acids)
Source: RefSeq, a predicted model, not a curated record